Molecule: messenger RNA, 292 nt
Organism: Symbiodinium necroappetens
Lineage: Eukaryota; Dinophyceae; Suessiales; Symbiodiniaceae
Source: the annotation of a GenBank genome assembly
AUGACGCUGCAGUGUGGAGGCAUCGGCCUGAACUUGACCGCCGCCAACCACGUGAUCCACUUCGAUCGAUGUUACAAUCCCGCGAAGGAAGCCCAGGCUACCGACAGGUGCCACCGCUUGGGCCAGCAGAAAAGUGUCUGCGUCCACCGUCUCAUUACCGAGGGCACCUACGAAGAGAAUUUGGAGAAGAUCAUGCAGCGCAAGCAGGACCUCUCCUCACUGACAGUCACCAGAGCUGAAGACUGGAUUGCCGACUACGAUGACCAAGCCUUGUUUGAUCUCUUCAUGCUGC